AUGACAACCCACACCGAGUACAAUGAGAGGACGGCAGCGACAGAGGUCGCAAAAGCUUUCUCCGAGGAGAUCAAGGACAAACACUUCGUUGUAACCGGUAUUUCCAAGAAGUCUAUCGGAGAAGCUGUUGUCAAAGCAUUAAGCUCUCAUGCGCCAGCUUCAUUGAUCCUAGCAUCCCGCACGCGAGAGAACCUGAAAGCUGUGGCUUCAGAUAUCCGUGCUGCACAUCCCGAUACCCAUGUUGCUACUGUCGUCGUAGAUCUCCUCUCUCAGAGCUCUGUCCGUCAAGCUGCUGAAGAGAUCAAAAAGCUGGUUCCACGCGUCGACGUGCUAAUCAACAAUGCUGCGAUGAAUACAAGCAAGCGUAUCGUCAGCCCCGAGGGUAUCGAGGGCCAAUUCGCAGCCAAUCAUCUUGACGGCUUCCUCUUGACAAACCUGCUAGCCGAGCACUUUCCAACGGCCCGCAAGGCCAGGAUUGUGAAUGUAUCUUCCGAGGCUCAUCGAUGCAGCCCGAUUCGAUUCAGCGAUUGGAACCUUAUGAAAGACGAUACGGAGAUUCCUAUGUCGGAACGUGGGCCGGAUGUUACUGGUUGGGUGCCAGCAGAGAUGCUGAAAAAGGUCGACGGGUACAGCGGGAGCAGAGCGUAUGCUCAGAGCAAAACUGCCAACAUCCUCACGAGCGUUCAGGAGAACAUUAAAUGGCCAGAGAAAGUGGUCGCCUACAGCUUGGAUCCUGGAGGCGUUAUCACCAACGGCAAUCGAGAUUUUGGCGGUGAGGCUGUCGUCAAAGAGGCUAUCGCGAUGCAUAAUGUUUUCUUGAAAAACCUCGAUCAAGGCGCAGCAACAACUUUGGUUGCCGCUCUGGAUCCGGCACUAAACCAAUAUCCGGGCAACCCAUACUUAUCCCAUUGCCAAUUUGGACAAGCUGCUGACUGGGCUACUGAUAAAGAAGCCGCAGAGAAGCUGUGGAAAUUGAGUGAAGAGCUCGUUGGACAAGUAUUUCCUUAG
Alternaria atra is the source of this 1008-nucleotide messenger RNA. RefSeq lists its product as uncharacterized. The record is from RefSeq and is a predicted model, not a curated record. The transcript has 4 exons. The coding region runs from base 1 to 1008 and encodes 335 amino acids. NCBI's taxonomy places the organism in Eukaryota, Fungi, Ascomycota, Dothideomycetes, Pleosporales, Pleosporaceae.